Molecule: messenger RNA, 2107 nt
Organism: Xiphophorus hellerii (green swordtail)
Lineage: Eukaryota; Metazoa; Chordata; Actinopteri; Cyprinodontiformes; Poeciliidae
Product: solute carrier family 22 member 13-like
Exons: 9
Coding region: 425-1822 (465 amino acids)
Biological process (GO): transmembrane transport
Cellular component (GO): membrane
Molecular function (GO): transmembrane transporter activity
Source: RefSeq, a predicted model, not a curated record
UUGAAAGGUACGGACUUAACGAAACAACGGGGUGCAUAAAUGGAUCAGUUUUUGAGAUGCCCAAUCAUGCCUCCAGCAUUGUGACAGAGGAUUGCCUGGUAUUUGGCUUUCUUGUCCCUGGCAAAGAAAACAAAAGUCCCCGCAGCAUGAUUCUGACAACACCAUGUUUGAUUCCGGGGAUGUAGUUUUGGUUUUCCUCCACACAUAGCAUUUUACAUGAAGGCUGAAAAGUUUAGUUUUUGUUUCUUCUGAUUAGGGAAACUUCUUUCCCUAAUUUUCUUAUCGUUUCAAGAUGUAUAAUACUUUUGAAAAAUAUUUAUAUGUUUAUAACAAAUUAAUACAUCCAAAAAGUAAAAUAUAUCAAAGUAGCUGAAGCAAAAGAUUAAAAGGCUUAGAGAAAUGAAGUAUAACUAAAUUUUUCUUUAUGUCUCUUCAAUGUUGUUGUCAGUUUAACCUUGUGUGCGACAGAAGCAAUUUCAUUGAGGCAUCUCAGUCUAUUUACAUGGCCGGUCUUCUGGUUGGAGCCUUUGUUCUGGGACAGAUGGCUGACAGGUUCGGCCGACGUUUUGUGGUCCUGCUGUCUCUCCUCAUCUUAUUUGUGUUUGGAGUAGGACUCAGUUUCUCACCCAACAUCUAUGUUUACAUUGCUCUCAAAUUUGUUUGUGGCUUCUCAACGUCUGGAAUUGUUGCAAAUGCCUUUGUCAUUGGCGGAGAAUGGAGUGAUUCUUCAAAGUUUGCUCUCUGCACCAUCAUCUGCCAUGCAUUUUUUCCUCUUGGACUGAUGAUACUUUCUGGAAUUGCUUAUUUCGUCCGCAACUGGAGGAUCCUGCAGCUUGUGCUCUUCAGCCCUCUUAUCCUCGUACUGGGAAUCUUCUACUGGAUUCUUCCAGAGUCGGCUCGCUGGCUCAUUACACAGGGCAGGAAGGAGGAGGCCAUAAAGGAAGUACGGAGAGCCGCUAAAGUGAACAACAGAAAAGUGCCAGAGGAGCUGCUAGAGAAACUGGAUGGUAUGGGAGCGAACAAAAAGGGAACCAUGCUGGACAUCUUCAGGUUAUCAUAUUUGAGAAAACGGGCUCUCAUAAUGAGCACUGUCUGGUUUGCGACAAGUCUGAUGUACUAUGGACUAAGUCUCAAUGUUGGCAACUUUGGUCUGGAUAUUUACCUCACACAGUUCAUCUUUGGCGUAGUGGAGGUUCCUGCUCGUGUGGGUAUUUUGCCAUUCUUACAGUAUUUUGGAAGGAAAAUUUGCCAAGGAGGAGUCCUGUUGUUUGGAGGCGUUGCUUGCCUUGGCAUCCUUGUUAUACCAAAAGGUAACAACCUUGGCUUGAAAUGUACUAUUUUAAAAAAAUCACUUUUACCCUUCUUUUUUUUUUUGCUACUAGGUCAUCUAAUGGUUAUGGUUAUAAAAAGUCCAGCCCUCAUUACAGAAAUGCAAUUUGUUUGCUCAUCAGAUCUUCCCGUCGUGAUCACAGUUAUAGCCGUUCUGGGUAAAUUUGCUGCCACUGCCAGUUUUGCCACAGUUUAUGUUUAUACAGCAGAGCUAUACCCCACCAUUCUGAGGCAGAACGGCGUGGGUCUGAACUCCAUGUGUGCUCGAGUGGCAGGAAUCCUUGCUCCCCUGAUCCGUCUCUUGGAUGUUUACCAUUAUAUCAUCCCCAUGUUGAUUUAUGGCACUGUCCCCAUUGUGGCUGGAGGUCUCUGUGUGCUUCUACCUGAAACUCGCAACGCCGAGCUGCAGGACCUUGCUGAAAACAAAAAAUCAUCUGAUGAAAUCACAGAGAAAGGAUCCUGUGCUCAAGAAGAAAAGAGUACAAAAUUGUGAUGUUUUGGAGGUUACUGACAUUAUGACUAUCUGAUAUAGUAGUUAUGUGUUUUUAUUGAGUUAACUGUAGAGUUUAUCAUUUGAAUUACCGUAUGUGUCACAUUUUAUUAGUUGUUACAAUCUUAAUUUUUUUUGACAGUCCAAAGAUAACGGGUCACUUAUAAAUUAUAGUGCUUUUAGUACUUUUUUCCCUUUUCUUUUUAAUGAUAUGUAAAUGUUAUGCAUCUUUGGCAGUUAUGUGUAUUAUAACAGAAAAGCAGUGAAAAUAAAACAAAUUCUGCCUUC